GGAUCUAAACUUUCGAUGGAAGAACUCUUCUAACCGGACUUUCCUCUCCAGUGUUCCCAGCAGAGGAGGAAGUUAAACCGGGGCGGCUCACCUCUCCGCUCCGCCACCGCUGAAAAACCCUCAUCGGAGAACAACCUGAGGAACCUGCGUGGUUUUAUCCCGCAGCCAGUAUCUCAGCUUUGAGAAACUUCCAACUUUCUGCUGCUGCUGUUGUUUUUCUCCCGGUUUAGUGGGGGGGUCUGAGCUGAACAGCUUCGCCGAUUAAUCAAGAUGUCUGUCCGGUCGAGCCAGAAGACGACGACGACCUACCGGACCGUGAACGUCGCCUCUCCGGAGCCUACGGUGACCAGCACGGUGAUCUCGCCCGGGCCGGUGUCUCCGCUGCCGUACGCGAUGAACGGCUCCUACGAGACGGUGCGGUACCUGGUGCCGGUGCAGCAGGCCAUGCCACAGCAGCAGUCCUUCGUCCUGAUGCCUCAGCCUAUGGUUCAGCCAAUGAUGGGGCAGAUGGUAUCCCCGGUAUACCUGCAGGGUAUGCAACACCUGAGCGUCAGCAGCCAGGAGUCCGACCUGGUUUUUCAGCAGCAGAGCACCAUGGGGAGCAUCAGCGGGAAGUCUUCAUCAGUGUUCAGCCAGUCGUCCAGUCCCACCAAGAGCCCCGAGCCAAGUGCUGAGGAGGAGGAGCAAGAAGUAGAGGAGGAGGAAGAGGAAGAGGAGGCGGUGGAGGUGGAAGAGGUGGAGAUUGUCAAUAUCGUACAGCAGAAGCCGCCACCAGUGGUAGAGAAGCUCACCAGGAUAGAGGUGAACACCAACCUGAGGGAGGCGCCCCAGCCGACGAAGCUGGACACGCGUUACUUUGGUGAGCUGCUGGCCGACGUCUACAGGAAGAACUGUGACAUCCACUCCUGCAUCUCCGAGCACGUGUCCAAGAUCCGUGGACAGAAACACCGGCUGGAUCCCAGCAAUGACUACAAGGUGGAGAGAGAGGAGGUGGAGGCUUUGAUUCCCAGAGGAACCACUGAACUGACCAAACAACAAAUGCGCUACCUGCUGCAGACUCGUCUCACUGCAGAUAAGAGCAUGCGUCUGCUGCUGUCAACCUUCAGCAGCCUGAGAGAGGAGCUCCUCCACAUGUCCGAGGACCUGAGGCGUCUGGAGAGUGAGAAGGAGUCUUUGGAGCGAGAUCUGAGUUUCAAAGCAGACCAGGCUCGGCAGUAUGACUGCCUCCUGGAGGCCGUCCGAGAAAACAACAGACAGCUCCAGCUGUCUCUGAAGGAAGCCAGCACCGCCCAGCGUUCCCUGGAGAGCCAGCUGAUGAGCAGCCGAAACACCGACUCGAGCCGCGAGUUCAAGAUCAAAGAGGUGGAGGGAAGGAUGAGAGCGCUGGAGAAGGAGAACGAGAUGCUCCGACAGAAGCUGGCAGGCCAAGGCAGCAACUCCACCCUGCACAUCAAGACGGAGGAGCUGUCACGUCAGUACAACGAGCAGCUCAGCACCAUCAGACAAGAAAAAGACCAGGAGAUACAGAGGCUGAGGUCCCAGAUAACACGAAUGCAGACGGAGGUCAGCAGCGAGAGGUCGUCCUCAGAGAAGAGUCUCCAGCUGAAGAUCUCAGAGCUGCUCGCCAUGUUGGAGCAGAGACAGACCACCAUCACCCGACAGGAGGAGGAGAUCAAGAGGUUGAUUCAUGAGAGGAACGACAGCUCCAAGAACGUCACCAAGACCAUCAUCACCAAGAGGUACAGGAACCAGUAUCCCAUCCUUGGUCUGCUCAGUGACGACUACCAGGUCACCUCACCCAUCAAAGAGGCCAAGACCAUCGUGAUCGAGAGAACUGGAGAGAUGAUCAAACAGGAAAUCAUUACAACCCCUUAAAGACACACUGCUUCUCUCCGACAGGAAUGAUUGAACGACAAGAAGACCCAGACGUCACCCCCCUCCCCUCUUCCCCGCACCCUGCAUGCUCCUCCUCCCCCUCCCCUCCCCUUCCCUCCCUCCCUCAUCCUCAGGGCUCCCAGGGUCGGUGGUGGUCGAAACCCCCCCCUCUCCCUCCCCCCCUAAAUUUGGGAUCACUGAUUCAGGUCUUUGGUUUGACCAAAUUGGGCUCGUUCGGGGUGACUGUUUUGUUUGGGCUUUUUUUUAUCUAUAAAAAGGGAACAGAUAAACUAAUAAUCAAAGACCAAAUCUUUUCACACGAUACUACAACCAGUCGGUUGUGCAAUGGAUUAAGGUGGCAGUAAUGUAGUGAUCGUGACAACUGGGAACUGGGAACUUUUAAAAUAAGAGCUGAGAAUAUGUAUUACACAUAAACCCACGGUCUCUAUUUUCUCACCUUCAUUAUUUCAUUCUGUUUGAUUGAGUAAAAGUUUAAGGUUAAAAACAUCUCAACUAAUGUCUGAUGUCACAAUUAACCAGGUAAAACACUGUGUGUGUCCCAAACUGGCUUUUGAUUGGCUACUAAACUAAAUGUCAUUUGAGAAAUACUAAAAUAAUAAAAACAAAAGAGUAACUCUAACAUGUUCACUGCUUAAUUUAAUCUUUAAUCUCUCACCUGAUGCGACUCUAUACACUAACACACAACAAACAGCAUUCCUACAAAGAACAGAAUACAUUUGCUCUGUUAAAUAAAAUCCAUUACAGCUCUCUGCAGUGGGGUUGGGAAUUGUGACUCAUUGCUCAUGAUGGAAUCACUGAACAGGUGAUUCUGUGAUACAUUGCUAGACAAUCAUCUGUGAUACAUUAAAAUAUAUGUACCUGAAGAAGAAAACAUUGAUAAAAUGGCAGAAUAUGUGAUAAGAAUCUAGAUAUUUCCUGUGCUUACUGCUUCCCAGAUAAACAGCAUUAAGUUUCACUGAGGUUUGUCAAAAACUUAGAUUCAAGUGAGGCAAAAAAACCAAACUGUCAGAAAGCAGAAGAGUCAAAGAAAGUCGCAGCUGUCUCAGUAUCACAGAGGUUGUAUUGUGAUGUAUUGCUGUAUGAAUUAUUUGUCCCAUCCCUACUUGGCAGGUGAGCUAAUAAGCUGAAAAUGGUACAACACACAGAUUCCAAGCAGGUUUUCAAUAUGAACUGCAAAUCAACUACACUCCAGCCACAGCAUGCAAACUAAACGCAGUCAAUCUGAGUGUAAUGUAGACGGGCACUGUCUCAGUUUCCAGUUGUCACUAAUGCACGUUGAACUAAGACUGGUACCAUCUAGCAUGUAGCAUGAGAUCCUCAAAGCCACCACAGCCAUGCUAGCCCAGGGGACGAGGAAGUGGAUGCGUUACUACGAUUGCUACUCUGCAUGUAAAUAUUUAUAUAUAUAUACAUAAAUAUAUAUAUUUUUAAGAAGGGAACAUUUGAAAAUGUUCUGACUGGGUAGUUUGCUUUGCUUUUGUUUUGUGCUAAAUGGUUUGUAUGUAUCAGUUGUGUAAUUGUUUUUAAUGCAUUUUACUCUGUGGUUUGUACAUCUUGUGUCACUCCGAGGUGCAUGGGAAUGUGUAGAUCACAUGUAGCUUUGACAUGUUUGUAUAUGACAGUGGGAUCUGGGUCAGGUCUGUGUGAUGUCUCACAUCCAUGAGAGGAGAUGCAAGCUUGCACUGACUCCCAUGGGUGUAAUGCAUCGCGGUGGGCGGGUGGGGGUGGGGUUAAGAGGUGGAUGGCUGGAUGUACGGAACUGGAGCAUGAUUUAAUGGGGGUUUAUGAUGGUGGAAGAAAAAUGUUAAAGCACAAUAUUAUGUCAACCGUAUAGCGAGAAUUUCUCUUCCUCAGUUUUCCUGGUUGUCUUUGUUCAGGCUAUUAAUUUUUUAUUUUGCAUAGUGAAGCAUGUUGAAGGCUUCGUGUCCACCGGGUGCUCACCUUUAACGUGCAGGAUGUUCCACCAGCUGAUCUGCAGCUUGACUGCAGGUCGGGGUGGAAGGUUUACAGAAAACUUUCAACAGAAACUACUUAACUUUACACUGAGGCUAUGUACUUAAGAGUGCAGCUACAUUACAGACCGUUAUGUUUUAAUCAGCCUGUUGCCAAGAAAACAAGCACUUAUUUGUGCUUGUUUCAGAGUCAUGCAUCGUGCUAAAGCUCCUGCCCGAUUUUACUGUUUUAAGAUGUAACUUAAAUUUAUGAUUUCCGUUUGCAGCAGAUGAAACAGAUACAUGUGCUUUGACAGGCUGCAGCACCAGGUCCUAGCUGCUGGAGUGUUUUAAAACAUCUUAUUUAACAAGCACCACACCGUCCAAAGAGUGUCAGACGUGCUGCACAGACAUUCCUCCUCAACAUCUCAUUAACAGCACUGACAGAAAAGAGCCACCCAGUGGACACGGUGCCAAAUUUCUGUAGGAAGCCUGUAAAAAUAUUUUGACUUUUGUGGAGCAUCAAGUGCCUUAUUGUGUUUAUCUUGUUAACAAGCAAAUGGGUCGGCAACAGUGUUUGGUUGACAAAGUAUCAUCAUCAUCAUCAGGUUAAGAUCUGGAUACUCUGAUCAUUUUCAAACAGCUCUGGCAGAAUCGCACCAAUAGUGGCUGUUGCCUUAAGAAAGUCCUUCAUUUGCUUGCUAUCUGGGUAAUCUCUGAGAAAACCAGAGCCUGCCUCCCUUUGCCAGCAGAGGAUAAAUUGUACGCUGAGCUAAAUUAACUGGUUGUAGCUAAUCUGCAAAUAGAUAGGGCUACAUAUAUUUUUGUAUGCAGAAGAUUUUCUUUAUUUUCCAGUCCCGGAGGAUUAGGCCUGCUACGCCUCACUACGCUGUCUCAGUCCUUCUCAAUGACAAAUGUUUGAGCUGUGAUAGAUUGUGAUUAAAAUCAGUGAUAUGUCUUUA
Molecule: messenger RNA, 4789 nt
Organism: Toxotes jaculatrix (banded archerfish)
Lineage: Eukaryota; Metazoa; Chordata; Actinopteri; Toxotidae
Gene: pof1b
Product: POF1B actin binding protein
Exons: 13
Coding region: 271-1875 (534 amino acids)
Biological process (GO): actin filament organization; epithelial cell morphogenesis; bicellular tight junction assembly
Cellular component (GO): actin filament; bicellular tight junction; adherens junction
Molecular function (GO): actin filament binding
Source: RefSeq, a predicted model, not a curated record